AGAGAGAGAUUGUUCUUAUGACAGAGUAGGCACUCCUUUUCUCUUUAUCUCCUGCUGCAUUUCUCCCACACACAAGGCAAAUAAAAAGCUCAUCUCGACUUUGAUAUCGCCUCGAUGGCUGAUACAAACGGAACACAGUUUCCUGACAGCGCAGUGAACCAGCUCUCAACAAGCCCCAACAUCUCAAGCAGCCCAUGGCAGGCAGGGGUUAGCAAGGGAGCUCAAAUUACAGCUACUCUGGUCAUCUUCCUGGUGGGGGUCCCUCUGAAUGGGCUGGUGGUUUGGGCACUUGGAAUGCGGGGUCAACGUCACCUGGUGCGCAGAGGCAGCAAUGAAGAGACGCGUGCUGCCAGCAGUUUCCGUAUCUACGUCCUGAACUUGGCCCUGGCUGACCUGGUGCUGCUCCUGCGUACCCCUCUCAUGCUGGGCUUCGUCGCCCACGACUACAGCUGGCCGUUUGGGCUUGUCUUCUGCCGCAUAACCAUGUUCCUGCGAGGCCUGGGGUUAUACGCCUCUGCUUUCCUUCUCUGUGCUGUUGCACUGGAGCGAUGCCUGUGCCUCCUGAGGCCUGUGUGGGCUCGACUGCGGCGCCCCUCCUGGGCCGUCCCCCUGGCCUGCGGCAUGUUAUGGCUGUUGGCCACUGUCUUCUCUGCCCCCUACCUCCACAGUGCCGUCCUGAUGGAUGUUAACGGGAGAUCCUUAUGUUUGGAGAGUGGGAAGUUUGACAUGGGGUUGUUUGUCACAGAAACGGUAGCUGGUUUCCUCCUGCCCCUGCUGGUGUUUUUGGGAAGUAACCUGGCAGUUAUGUUCACCGUUCAUCAAACAGUGCCCACAACGCCCACAUCACCCAACUCCGCCACCUCCCCUUUAACUGCCCGCAGGAUGACCAGGAUGUACCAAGUGCUCUUUAUCACCAUGCUCCUCUUCCUCACCUGCUGGGUGCCCUAUUUUGUCUGUCGGUUCCUGAAGGCCUUGGCCGAGGGACGUCCUGAGCGGGCCGCGCUACGUGAAGGAGCAAUCACUGGCUUGUACAUAUCCCUGUUUCUGGUGUACAUCAAGAGUGGUCUUAACCCUGUGCUCUACGUGUUCGCUGCCCGAGGCUUAAGCCGUGCCAUCAAGGCCUCACUGGUCUCCACUAUUGACCGCCUUUUCAACGACGACUCCUCAGAGUCCAUUCGAAGGAAGUCACUUAAAAACUCACUGAAGAACUCACAGAUAUAGCCGAGAGGUUAAUAAAACCAUGAAUGUCCUUAAACAUGUCAAAUGUGUUAAAUGUGACUUUUAACAGGUUGCUUUCUCCACUUGCAUAAAUUGCUCAUGCCUCCCCAUGAAAAAAAGUGGAACUGUGUAAAUAAAAGACUUUAGGGGAUGAGUUACUGUAAAGCAAUGUGUGCGCUUUAGGCUCGUGUUUUGUAAAUGAUUCUAAAUGUCAGAGCAGAUGGCAAAAUAGCAAACAGGAAGCAAUAUAUAAGAAUUGUAUUCAAAACAUUCAGUUCACUAAAAACAGUGAAACAGUUCACUAAAAUUAUCGACAGAAUGUGAAGAAAUAAUUGUGAUGUUAUGAGGCCGAGGCUCUUGUGUUGUGUUGGAGGGAUGUGUACUGAUGCUAACCAGCUAGCGCCGGUUUCGACCGCUGGCCUAUUCUUACAUAUUGCACCUCACAUUUCCUAUAUGUUGGGAUGAUAUCCUGCAGACUGAUCUGACCAUAAUUUAAGGCGAUUUGAGUUGAGUCAUUGUUACAUGGGGACAUGACAGAAGUGGUUGUAAACAAACAAACACUUUUUGACAGAACAUUCCCCUUCAGUGGGGAUUCUUGGCAUUAAAAACUUUGGCGUAUAGGCUUGGAUCAAUGGUGCCACACACCAGGAUGUCAGAGGACGAAGCUCAACUCCCAUGAUUUGUCAAGCGGAUUGUAUGUGUAAAAAUGUGGCCAAACAGUGAAAAGCUGAAACGAGAGCACACAUCACAGCAAAGACUGAACCGGGCUUGGUUUUUUGAUACUGUAUAUGGCCGCAAGUGGCAUCAGCAAAACUGGAUGACUGAGGACUUAAAAAAUGCUUUCGCAUCUGUUGCGGCAUGUUGAUGGGAGGGUCCUAACUGGGCACGAAAGUGAUAUCAUGAAUCAUCUUGUCCCUUUAUUAGUGGGCAGGAACACCUUCAUGAUAAACAAGGAGCCGGGUUGAACACAGCGAUAAGUUUAAUGCCAGAGUUUACUGGCCUCGGGGUAAUCAUUGUUCUUAUGGAAUCCUCCAUGAUUACGCACCAUUAAGUUUGCACAUGCUGCCUCAGAAUGGAGCGUAGCAAUGAAUGGACCUUAUCAGUGUCAACUGUGACUCAGACUCAUCUAAUCUGUCAUGACAGACAAAAGAGAUAAAACUGUAAUCAAUGGUAGCACUUUACAUUAGUUGUCUUUCUGUAUUAAAACGUGAAUAAACAAAAUUGAAUUUCUUUAAAUGGCCUCUAUUUAAUUACAUUUGAGCAUACAGUCAACUGAUGAUACUCCGCUGAGGCACGCACUCUUGCCUUCAAGGUCAAAAGAGGAAGAAUUUCGAUGAUGAACAACCUGUCGGUCUUGAUACGCAGGUACAAUGAUUCUUCAAUGGUGUUUUUAGGCUCACAUUGUGAAAGAGAAGUUGGCUAACCUUUCUCCCUACAGAAAAAAAACAAGACCAAAAGAAAAAAAGAAAAAAAAACUGAGAGCUCUUAAAUGCAGAAGGUGGAAAAAUGGAGAAGUAGGAUUCUGGUAGUCGAGUAGUUUCAACAGAAUCACCACAGAACCACAACAUCCGUGGUUUGAUUCAUGCCCCUUCCCCCCCCCUUCUCUUGUCUGCUGCAAUAUUAAUCAGCUCCAGUAAAGGCAAAAUGCCAAAAAAUAAUCUUUAAUAAUCUUUCUCUAAAUAAGAAAGACACAAAAUUUCAGAGGGUGCAAGGAGCAGCAUGGUGCAAAGAGUAAAUGCCAUUUUACAGCAUUUUCAAGAGAAAUAAAUGGCAGUUUUUGUCAUUUGUUAGGGGUCAAUAAGAUGUAGACCUCAAACACUUAUUUUGCAUUUGUUUUGAAUAUAUAUCCUUUUCACCAUAGCAUUGAACAAGUUCCCUUUUCACUUUAAAGACGCCAUGCGCCUGAGCUAGCACUGACUUCACAAGCUUGUGAAAAUCUGAUGUUAUAUCAGUAUUUGAUCGCAAAGCUUCUUAUGAUGUGUUAUGUCUUCAAAUGCCCCUCAUACAUUUUCGGGCGGGUUGAGGUCGGGCGGCUCUGGAGAAAAGGUCCAUGGCAGUCAGGUCUUCAAGUGUUUCAAGUAGUAAGCUUUGAGGUAUGUUUGGGCUCAUUAUCCUGCUGCAGUAUGACUCAGUCUCCAUAAAGAUCAAACCAGAGGGUGUGGCAUGUCUCUGUAGAGUGGAGUGGUACUUCUCCUUGGUCAGGGUGGAGUCAAUUCUGUGAUUCUGUGCAGGUAACCAAGAAUCCCAGAAUAUCCCCACCACCAUGUUUCACUGUGGGCUUGAACACUGUGCUAUCAUUCUCUCUCCUGCUUGUCUCCUUAUGUACACUCUUCUGUUCCACAUGACAUUUCUUCCAGUCAUUCACUGUUUAAUUCUUGUAUUUCUUUUCCCACCCCAAGUGUUUGGCCUCGUUUCCUCCCCCGAGAACUGUCUUAGAAACAGCUACUCGUCUUCUAAGACCACUACAAAACAGUCUCCUUUUGAUAAGACUUUUGCUUUGUAUAUUUAGCAAACUCCGUGUCACUGAUGGCUUUGCUUUCCCAACACUGAGACUGAUGUAUCAAUGUUCUUCCAUGCUGUUACGCGUGCCCUGAAGAAACUGGUGAAAGGAGAGAUGAUGAACAUGCACACAACUAUACAAUGCAAAAAUAAGCUCUCUGAAAAGUCCCCAACGCUAUUCUGGGCACCAGGGGGAUAAUUCAAAAUUCAUAAUAUGCAGUGUGUUUCCUUUCUGAGUGAUAAACACUGCAGUCCGGCCACUGUGCGGACUCAAGACUAAUGUUGGUUACAGGCUUCUUCCCCGUGGCUGGAGGUGUCGCUCCCUCUCGGCGCUUCACUUCCUCUCAGGCUCCCGUGCUGUUAGGUUCCAGGCUGUCUGUGAUCGAGGCAGCUUUUUGUUUUGUUUUGUGCUUUGAGGAUGGAGGUCUGGUAGUUCUGUUUUGGGGGGUUUAGUUUGGUAACUUGGGUUAUUAUUUAUUUUACUCUAGGGAAGGAUGUCUGGGUCCUACGGCCCAUGGCAUGGCUGGCCCGGACUCCCUUCAUUCUUGUGUUUCUUUUUGACAGACCUCUAGACUCCGGUAGUGUUAAUUUUUGGUUGAUUUAUUUUUGCUCAAUUUAUUCUUGUACUUAAAUAAAUCUUCGGGUUGUGACUCUUUUAAUAUGUUUCUGGCCUCAGAAUGAGUCAACUUUUAGUUGUGGCCGUAACACAUUUGGGGGCUAGUCAAACAAUUGAAAGUUAAAGCUGUUUUUUCGAGAGUAUAUGAGCUGGUGCUGGAGGCUUAUCGCCAGAAGUUUCGUAGGCUUAAGAAGUUGGAGUCACACACGUAUGUCGAGUUUGCUCGUGAGACAGAGACGUUAUUUAGUAAGUGGUGCUCAGCACAAGGGGUUAAAACUUGGGAGAUCUUAAAGCCUUGGUGCUUAUGGAGGAGUUUAAGAACUGCUUGCCUGAGAGAGUUGCUACUUAUUUGAGUGAGCAGAGGGCUGUGAAGCUUUCUGACGCAUCUAUUCUUGUGGACAAAUCUGUGCUCACUCCUAAGUUUGUGUUCUGAGAGAUGUCUGUGCCAGUACGCAUUAAUGAUAACCAUUAAUGAUGAAGGAAGAUUCAAGUGUUUAUGGUGUGCCUUUUAAGUCUGGAAGGUCCAGUAGUGCGCAAGGGAGGCCUAAGUUGAUCAGAGAACUAGGGAGGGCCCAGUAUGUUUACUGGAAGCGUGGCCACAUUGCGGCAAAUUAUUAUGCUUUGCACGAAGAGAAGAGGCUUGUGAAAACUUUUGCUCUUGUUAAGACAGUCCUGUGUCUGAUUUAACCCCAGUGUCUAGUCAGUCUGAGCUUGAAGUUUUUGCUUGAGCUUGCAAACCUUAGCCACCUUGUGUCUAGCCAUGAUUUGACCUGACUUUGUACUGCAGCAGGAUAAUUUGCCCUAACACACAUUAAAGUUUUGCAAGAACUGAGAAUGCCAAGCGUUCUUGUGAGAUCACGAGAAGCUCUGUGAGACACAGUUAAAUCAUGCCGAGUUAACAUGAUUCUUCAGGUUUUGUACAAACCCGUGGAGCCGAUGCCACCUUCAGUGCCUGGAGCAAAAGUGGGACACACCAAAUACGAAGAUAUUUUGAAAAACAUGGACAUUUUUCAAAAACCCAACUUUUCACUCACAUUGUUAAGCUGAUAUUUUCAUUGGUAAUAAAAACAACUGUUUUUUUUGUUUAAUUUUAUUUGACCAAAAUACACAAACUUAAAGAAAUUUCAUGGUGUCAGCUUAUUUCCUUACAUUUCUGUCUGCUACUACUGCUGAAAAUUUGUUGUUUUUCUACUCAUACUGGCUAAAAUUUUGGGGGGUAGAAUUUUGAUUAUUGCAGAUGUUCCAAAAUCA
Molecule: messenger RNA, 5584 nt
Organism: Acanthopagrus latus (yellowfin seabream)
Lineage: Eukaryota; Metazoa; Chordata; Actinopteri; Spariformes; Sparidae
Product: prostaglandin D2 receptor 2
Exons: 3
Coding region: 115-1221 (368 amino acids)
Biological process (GO): complement receptor mediated signaling pathway; phospholipase C-activating G protein-coupled receptor signaling pathway; positive regulation of cytosolic calcium ion concentration
Cellular component (GO): plasma membrane
Molecular function (GO): G protein-coupled receptor activity; complement component C5a receptor activity
Source: RefSeq, a predicted model, not a curated record